AGAAUCCUCCUUUUGUGGGCGGUCGUGGGGGCGUGGCCCAACGCGGAAGCAAAGCUCGUGGGCGUGGCCUGUGCUCUCGGGAUCCAGGCCAUAGAAGCCCAUGCAAGGAAGGCGCCAUGGUGCAGCUGUACAACUUGCACCCGUUCGGCUCGCAGCGAGUGGUGCCCACAAGGCAAGAGCCGGCGCUCUUCUGCUGCUGCGGGCGGGAGGCGCUCCUGGUGGCCUCUGCGCCGGGCGCCUGCCGGGUGGAGGCCUUCGACGCCAGGCAGCAGGAGCGCUGCGAGCCUUUGGGCUCCUUCAACACCUUGGGACGGGUCCUUCGCAUGGCCUACGCCGAAGCCGGGGACUACGUGGUCACUAUUGAGGAGAAAAACAAUUCACUCUUCCUGCGGGUUUAUGUAAACUGGAGAUGCAUGUCUUCCGGAAACUCCCGGGUGUGCGUUCGAAUUGUGGGCCAUAAUAUAGAGACACCUUUCCCAGAAGCAUCUAAAGAUCAAAUGUCAAUUAUAGAACUGCCUCUUUCAGAUCCUCCCUUGUGCUUUUCUUCUUGCCCUUUGACUGGGGACCUGCUUGUUGCUUGCAAGAAUAAACUGAUCUUGUUCUGUUUGAAGCGUCUGGCUGUGAGACCAGAUGUGACUGUGUUGGACUUUGAGCGCACCUUGAUUUUUCACAUACAAAAUUUCACACCAUCAGAAAUUGCGUUUUGUGCUGGAUUUGUAGCAGUAACGUCAGAACUGGAAGCCUUUGUCUUUAAAAUAGAAACAGCCGAUAAAGUCUCUGGUAUUCGGAGACCACACGUCUACGAAUCUUUAGAACCUCUUCAUGUUAAUGAAGGCUUAAAAGAGCAGGUUCCUUCAACUCCAUUUGAGCCAGAUGAUUUUGUUAUCUGCGAACAGCCUAUGGAGCUGCUUGAGGAGGAAAGUAGGCGAUGUGGGAUAUCUGUGACACUGGAGUCAACUGGUUUAUUUAGUGAAGACUCAAAUUUUCAAAUACGAUAUGUUCUCUACAGACGUUUCUCUCCAGAUAUGUCUUCCUUUGUCUUCUCUGUCGAUGAUGCCAAACUGCACUCCCUUCAGUUGCUGCCUAUGUAUGAAAUAGGGAAUUCUGAUACACCUGACAGAGGAGAUUCACCUGAGCAAGAACUUCUAAGUCUGUUUUGUUUUUUCUCUCUGCCUCACAUUGGCUACCUUUACACCAUUGGUAACUUGGUGGAGCUGAUUUCUACAUACCAGUAUUCGGAAAGGUCCCAGCAGGCAGUUCUGACACCACAAUUCCUGCAUGUUAUCACAAGCAACAACUUGCAAUGCUUUACAGUAAGAUGCAGUGCAGCAGCGGCACGUGACCACGAUCCAUACAUUGACACAACACUGAAGGCUUGUCCACCUGUGUCACUGGAUGUCUGUGCCUUAAGAAUGCAGCUUUUUAUAGGACUGAAAGCUAUCUCUCACUUCAAGAAUCACGUCAUAGUUCUGACAAAGGCUGACACUGAAGAUAUCACAGAGAGGAAAAAGCCUUCAAGGAGACUCCUAUCCAGAAGGAGCGAAAGCAUCAAAUCCAAAGGUUCUACAGACUCUGAGCCUGGCUGGAAUUUAUACAUUGUGCAUACAACUUCAACUCUCCAACUUUACAAAGAAAUGGUAGACUACAGCAAAACGUAUCAAGAUGUAAGAACAGAGAGUUGCAUCCACCUUCUGAGUGAGGCUCAUUUAUUAAUCAGAACAGCUCUCAUGGAUCCUGAUCUCAAGGAAUCAGAAGAGAAGGAAGAACUCCUAGUGGCAUUUCGGGAAAGUUGUGCUCUUCUAGGAGACUGCUAUACCAGGUUUGACACCAAAGACUUCCACCUUGCACUGCCUUACUAUAAGAUGUCUGGUUUAUCCAUGACUGAAGUUCUGCAGAGAGUAGAUUCAGCUCUUGAUGAUAAAACACUGAAAUAUGAGAAGGGAUUUAUAUUUUAUUUGCAUCAUUCCCUUUAUGAAGACUUAGAAGAAGAACUGAGUGAAGAACUGGCCACAAAGGUUCUUCAAAUAUUCCACCUUGCUGAACCAAACCAGAUGCCCCAUAUCAUCUGCAGUCCUUGCCUGAAAAAUGUGUGUCCUAGAAUUGCAAUGGAAUAUCUAGAGAAGGUGGAAGCGAUUGUCCCAUCUGUUGUGGUCACCCUAGCCAAGGCUUCUAUGGCUCUGAAUAUGGGAGAUCAGGAAGGAUGUAAAAAAGAGCUGGACAAAUAUGCAGAGAUGGUAUUGGUGUGUGGCUUUAUUGUGGAGCCAAGACUUCUAAGGCAGCAAAUUAAAGAGCAAACCAUCCCAACAAAGCUUGCUGUUUACCUCAAGGAGACAAGACCUGGCUUCUUUGUGGCUUCAGUAGUGGCUUUACAUGAGAACAAUAAAAUUGAACUUGAAGAAGCAGAUUUAUAUAUCAAGAUGCUGAGUAUGCAGGGUGAAGGUGCUGUCUCCCAGCUCUUAGUGGACUUCUGGGAAGCUCUCCUUGUAACAUGUGCCCAGGAUAACAUUGUCCAGGAGCUGCACUUUAAACUUGCUACUUAUUAUAUUUGGAGGCUGUCCAGAAAUCAGAUGCCUGAUACUAAGCCCCUGAAAACUGCUGAAGAUUUGAUAAAUUCCUGUGGUCAUUAUGGUCUUAUCUUUCCUUGGGUUAUGUUUAUGAUGUCAUUAGCCCCCUCUUCUAAUGAGAAUUCUUCUGAAGACCUUUCAAAAUUACAGUCUCUCUUGUGUGGCCCCUCCUUCAGUAUAGCCUCCAUCCUGCCAUUCUUGGAGGCUCUUCCAGAAGAUACUAUUUCUGGUCUAAGCAUUCAUGCUCUUUGCAGUACACGGCUAGGACAGUAUGAUCAAAUUAUUGACAAACUUUUAGAGAGAUGCCCUGAAGCAAUCAUACCAUAUGCCCAGCAUGAACUGAAGGAUGAGCGCCAGGCUCUGUGGUGGAACAAACUCCUUCCUGAGCUUUGUAAAAGGACCAGACAAAAAGAAGAAAACUAUUCUGUGCUCUUGUCAUCCUUACGAGAAACGUUAUCCGUUAUUUCCAUGGAACUGGAAUUAAAGGACUUCCUUAAUGUUCUUCCAGAGGAUGGAAAUGCUGCCUUUUUCCUGCCACAUCUGCUUCAGUGCAGCAGAAGGAAACUCAUGACCUAAGUGAAACCAGAAGUGGGGCAAAUGUUGCCACAAAUCUUUUGGGAAGAGCCAAGCAGAUGGAACUUCACAGCGCAGCUAUGACUGUAAAGACUAUAGGUUUUUGUUCUCAAGCACAUCUCAUAUGUAUGAGAAAGGUCUGUUUGAAAAUAUCCCAGUUUGUGUGUGGCCUGAAAUCCAUGCUCUCAAAUACCUCAAACACUUGGGAUAUGAAAUACAGAGCAAUCACUCCCAUUGCUAACGAUCCUAAAACUCAGGCACUGCAUGGGUGAUAGAAACUGUGGACCAUGCUGGUAAGAAUUGCAGAGUUACCCUUGCUAUAUGGAUAACACUCAGAUAUUUCUUUUUCUGAGCAAUUUCAUCUCUGAAAUCUAAUAAUCCAUGUCAGAAUUAGAGUCCAACUGGGUAUUUUUAUUCCUCUGAUAUCUAUAAACAAAAUUAAGAACAACUCCAUGUAUAAUGUAUCUUCAGUUUGGGGAGUAUAGAUCUAUUGCGGACUGUUCAUACUUCUGUAAUUGGACUGAAACAAGGUGGUAGGUCUGUUCUUUAAGCUGCAACUACAUGAUUAUCCUAGAUUAUUUUACACUAUUGAUGACAAAUACUGUUAUUUAAUUUUUCUUUAAUUUCUCUUCUGUCUGUAUUUACAAUAUUUACAAAGUAAAUAACUUGAAAUCUUUAUUUCUAGAGAAUGCAUUUAAAAUAUUUCUUUAACAAAAGUAUUGCAGAACAACUAACAAAAAAGAGUAUAUAUUUUUUCUGGAAAAAUGGUAGAAAAAGUUUUGUUGUCAUCCUUCUUGCUGUGAGGUUUUUUUUUCAUGUAGAAUGAAGUAUUAAGAAGCUCAUCUCGUGAGAAGGGAAGAGGUUGUUCACCUGACACUUUUCAGUUUUGAGACUGCUCCCCAAUGGACAUCUUUACUUGCCCUCGUUCAAUAUCAGCACUAUAAGUUGAAGAAAAUAUAUACCAUUUAGUUUUCAAUUGAUUUCAAAUUAAAGUAUGAUACAUUUCAUAAUACAUAGCUUUGUAUUAAUGUUGGAAUAUAUGAACUGUUCUGGUAUUUGUCCCUGUUAUCCACUUUCAUGGUAGCUGAAAAUCUAAUUUGGUGGGACACCAGCAGUUUGGCAGAGAAGGCUAAAGACCAUGUAAAACUACAACUCCCAUGCUUCAUUAGCAUUGGACCAUGGAAAUUUAAGUAGCAUCGAACUGCAUUAAUUCUACAGUGAAGAUGCACCUAGAGAAAGGGAACAAAAUGCAAUGACUGAAAACUGUAUAGCAUGCACUCAUAGACUGUAGCAAGUCAUGCAUGACUUCAGAUGGACCAUUUCUAGGUACUACAUUGAUGUACCAUCUAAACACUUCAUUUAUAUCUUUGUAGACAUGAGCUAUCUUAUACUACAGAUUUGCGGUUCAUUUUUCCUAUCAUUAUUUGAGAUAAUUGCAUAGCAAAUGCAUCUUGUCCAAUUCUAGCAAUGAAAAGCUUUUGCAUUUACUUUUCAUGAAGCUUAAAACUGAAAUACAUACUGGGUUUGCCUUAACAAGAUGCCAGAGAAACUAUACUCAUGAAAAAUGAUUUGUUGUAUUCUUGGACCUUCCCCCAAACUUUGAUAUCGAGGGAGAGAGGCGAGGGUAUGUGUUUUUUUUUCCCAAUAAAAGUCAACUACUUGUAUCCUGUCUUGCAUUUUUAGGGUUAACUAGAUGAGAAUAUGGGCAGAAAAUUGGUAAAUUACAAUAUUAUAGAUAGAAUUUUAUAACAUCACUCAGAAUAGGGUGAAGGGGGUGUUACCAGAUUGUGAAUGCUUAUUAGUACAGUUGUGAUUUCACAGACAAGUCUGCAGGAGCUACCCAUUCAUCUAUAUGUGUAGGUCAUUAAUUAAAUAUAUUUUUGAAUGGA
Messenger RNA from Anolis carolinensis (green anole), 5026 nucleotides. RefSeq names its product HPS3 biogenesis of lysosomal organelles complex 2 subunit 1 (gene hps3). Lineage: Eukaryota; Metazoa; Chordata; Lepidosauria; Squamata; Anolidae. The transcript has 17 exons. Gene Ontology annotation, biological process: organelle organization. The record is from RefSeq and is a predicted model, not a curated record. Gene Ontology annotation, cellular component: cytoplasm; BLOC-2 complex. The coding region runs from base 117 to 3140 and encodes 1007 amino acids.